AUGGGGGCGAGCGGCUGCCUGGGGCCGCUGCUGCUGCUGCCGCCCCUCGCUUGGGGCGAGCACCGGGCCGGUGGGUCCGGCGUGGCCAGCGGGGGCUCGGACUCACUGGCCGGAGCGGUGGCAGGUGAGGACGGGACCUGGCUCCAGCCGUCGAUCAUCGGGGGACACGAGGCCAAAGAACACUCCCGGCCCUACAUGGUGUCCCUCGAGUUCGGGGGAGUUCACGUCUGCGGGGCAGCGCUGCUGCACCGGAGCUGGGCGCUGACGGCCGCGCACUGCCUGCAUCGCUCACUGCCGGGGCGGGGCAGGCCGUGGGACAAGGUGCGGCUGGUGGUGGGGCUGCACAAGUGGCAGGACCGCGGGGCGGACACGCAGAGCUUCAGCAUCCGGGCUGCCUGUCCCCACCCCGGCUACGACCGACAGACGAUGGAGAACGACCUGCUCCUGCUCCAGCUGGACGGGAAGGUGACACUGAGCAGGACACGGCAGCUGAUCUCGCUGGCGAGACGGGAGCCGGCGCCGGGGGCGCGGUGCAGCCUGGCGGGCUGGGGGGUCGUGGACUCCCAGGGCCGGCAGCUGUCGCCCACCCUGCAGGAGCUGGAGGUGACGGUGAUGGACACGCAGAAGUGCAACAGCAGCAGCUUCUGGCGCGGCAAAAUCGGCCCCGCCAUGAUCUGCUUCCAGGGGCAGCACCGCGGCUCGGCACCCACCAAGGGUGACUCGGGGAGCCCGUCGGUGUGCGGGGAGCGGCCGGCAGUGGCCGGCGUGAUGUCCUUCAGCAGCAAGAACGCCACCAACCCUUUCAAGCCGCCGGUGGCCACCUCGGCUGUGAAGUACAAGAAAUCGAUCCAGAAAACGCUGCGGAGGGGCUGCGGAUCCGGCCAGCCCGAACACCCGGGACAGACCAAGCACCCCUUCCUAUUUACACAGGUUGGCUUUUAA
This is a messenger RNA of Vidua chalybeata, 942 nucleotides long. RefSeq names its product granzyme M-like. Gene Ontology annotation, molecular function: serine-type endopeptidase activity. The coding region runs from base 1 to 942 and encodes 313 amino acids. The record is from RefSeq and is a predicted model, not a curated record. NCBI's taxonomy places the organism in Eukaryota, Metazoa, Chordata, Aves, Passeriformes, Viduidae. The transcript has 4 exons. Gene Ontology annotation, biological process: proteolysis.